Phaedon cochleariae (mustard beetle) is the source of this 663-nucleotide messenger RNA. The record is from the annotation of a GenBank genome assembly. NCBI's taxonomy places the organism in Eukaryota, Metazoa, Arthropoda, Insecta, Coleoptera, Chrysomelidae.
AUGUCCGAAGUCGAAGCAAUCAACACAAAUAACUCUGUUAGUGAGGAAAAUAUUCAGAAUGACAAGCCACCUAAAGGAAAAAAGUCCAAGUCACCAAGACUGUCUACAAUUGAAAGAGCAAGGGAAGAGAGUGAAGCAUUAACGAAGGAUUUGGUUCCUGAAGUUGAAGGCAGGCGUCGUACCCGAUCAGCAGCUAAAGGAGUUCCAGCUACCCCUCCACCACCACCCAAAAAAGAAAAGAAGAGUAAUGCUGGAAAAUCCCGAGGCAGACCAAAAAAAGGUGCUGAAGAGAGUAAUGACUCCCAAGAGUCAGAAACAUCUGUGAAUGAAAAUGAAGAUCAACCGAAAAGCAAUGAAGAGGCCAAGACUGAGGUUGAAUCAGAUGCGGCUAACUCUCCUGAUGCAAAAGAAGAAACUGGCAAUAACAAUGCUGAGGCUCCAAAAGAGGCUGUAGAAACAACUGAAAAUGGGGCCAAAGAAGACAGCGUAGAUGCACCUGCCUCAGAAACUGAGAAUAAAGAAGAAGAAAGUAAAAGCAUCGCCCUGUAUAUGUCCAUCAUCAGCCUUAUGAGAAAUUCCAUAAUUAUUGUCAUGGGGUUGAAAAAAGGUUAUGUCACCAACUUUAACAUUAUAAUAAAAUUAUUGAUUUGGGUUUUAAUGUAG